Molecule: messenger RNA, 717 nt
Organism: Olea europaea var. sylvestris
Lineage: Eukaryota; Viridiplantae; Streptophyta; Magnoliopsida; Lamiales; Oleaceae
Product: UDP-glycosyltransferase 72E3-like
Exons: 4
Coding region: 1-717 (238 amino acids)
Source: RefSeq, a predicted model, not a curated record
AUGGUACUGCAUUGCCUGAAGCAAAUGCAAUAUCAAGACAAGGACACGGACGUCGACAUGGACAUGGACAUGGAUUUAGAUGUGGAUGCAGACGUGCACGCAGAAAAAGUGACAAAAUCAUAUGUUCCAACAGAAAAUAUUCAAGUAAAAAUUGAUGUUCCUGUAAGAAAAUCUGCUGUAACAAAUAAAUCUCAAAUACGUCAGAAGCGUGAUCGACCAGUUGGUUCAAAAGACUCUAAACUUCGUAAUACAAUUAUUUCCUUGAGCGAUAGCAAAUUGCAAUACUCUUGCAUCCCCACUAUUCUUCCAAUUUCACCGGUUAAUAUUGAUUUAAGGGAAAAUUGCAGUCGAGAUUUGGACUCCACAACUCUGAAACCUUUCGAGGAAAAUAAAAUCUGGAGGUCCAUGGUGAAGAUCCCGGUUUCGGCUCAGCAAAUUACAGAGCUGUGGAGGUGGGAUGCUUUCGGCUCAAUAAUAUUUGUUUCAUUUGGAAGUGGUGGGAUGCUUUCGGCUCAGCAAAUUACAAAGCUGGUUAUUGGUUUAGAAUUAAGUGAACAGAGAUUUAUUUGGGUGGUGCACCCACCCAUGAAAGGUGCAGCUGACGAAUCAUUUUUCACCAUAAAAAUUGCUGAUUCAGAUGAUACUUCGCACUACUUGCUUGAAGGGUUUUUGACCAGUAGUGGGGUGAGGUGGGGUGCGAUGGGGUGGGGAGGUUGA